AUGGCAACUGCUGGACGAAGCGCUGGCACAGCUGUCAUCGAGAACAUUGCGCCUUGGGAUUGGGUCCAGACCACCACGGGCUGGGCGAGAUGGGCAGACUUUUGUCGCGGAGGAGGUGGCCAAAGUGAAUUGUUGCUCGGCUUGCAGGAGCUCCUGGUGAAGGUCAAGCGGCAAGAAUCGCGUGACGCCAAGGGCAAGGCAAAGGGCAAGGGCAAGAAGAACAAGGAAACGAACGAUUCCUCGACUACGACUUCGAGCGAGGGGGCAAACAAGAAGGGCAAAGGCCAGGGCAGCAACAUCAGCAACGACGCGGACUUGCUGCAGGCGCUGGAGCACAUCGUGAAGGAGGCAAGGAAGGACCCGAGCACGUUGUUAGAUAAUGUGCAAGCUGUUGUGCAAAGGGCUGUCGCUGGCUACGGGCAGGGGCGGGCAGCUCGUCGCAUGAGAGCUAAGCUUCAUAGUCAGGGCAACGAGCACGAAGGCGGAGGACAUGAGCAGAAUCCCAAAUCAGUGGCACCCGAUUUCUGUCGGCCGGUGGGGGAGGAGGCUCACGGAGACUCUUGGACGAUUGUCAGGUCCAAGAAACCAACCAAAGCCCCGGUUGAGCAGUGGACACUUGAUCCGCUGGUCGGAGGCGUCAUCGGCUAUGGCAUCGCGAAAAAGAGGUUGUCAGACGGAAUCGCCUUGUCUGCUCAUCUUGUGAUAGCGUGUGAACAGUCCGAGCUGGACUCUCUCCAGGCCCUGGCACGUACCCAUGAGCUGAAGGACAAAGUGGCGGUGAUUUGUCGUUUUACCCCUGACACCGACACCGAGGCCAAGACCGUCCAGCUGCCGUCCAUAGGGCCGCGCGGGCAAAAGCAAGUGAGAUCAUGGCCGAUUGUGCCACUAGGAGGCGGAGGAGGACCCGAGAUCAAACACAAAGCUGUCUUGAAAUCGAGCUUCACUGUACCAGACCGGCAGCUGAUUACUCUACGGAUUCAGGUGCCGAAGGAGUUCAAAGAUACUGAGGCUUGGGCGAGUUUCUGCAACAAGCCGAAUGAGCACACCAAGAACGCUUUAGGGCCAUUCCAUGCUUUCGGGACGUGGCAGAAACUGCAGGCGGGUGAACAUGGCCACCGCGAAAUGGUCCUCGAGUGCUACGGCAAGGUGGCCACGGCGGAUAAGAACGCGGUCUUAGCGAAAUCAGGUACAGACGGCAUCUUUGUGGCGGAGCUGGCCAAGGAUGCUGUGAAACCUGUGGUGGACUGGCUCCCGGCUGGUGAAACCGUAGGCCCUGCUUACCUUCACAUGGCCCAGCGUAAGGCUCUUUCUCUCAAGACGUCACUGGCCUAUCGUCGCGGCGGUGGCGCCUCGCUGGGACUAAGGGUCGCUCCGGAUCAGGUUGGCGAUCGCGCCUGCACAUGGAGGGCAAGGCACGUGCCGCGAGAUUGGGCUGAAGAGGACCUCAUUGGUGCUUUGAGUGCCGCCGGAUUCUCAGAGUGUGAAGUCCUCGCCCCUGGUCGUGCACAAGUACCGUGGCUUUUGCGAGCCAAGCUGAAAGGUGAUGGAGGGCAGCCUGCCCUAGCGAUUCAGGUUGGCAAGCACAUCGUGGACAUGGAGAGGGCGACCGCGAAGCGGAAGUUGGUGAACGUGGAGGCUACCAGACUGACUCCGGGCUCUACUCGAAAGGUGCUCUCGACUGCUCCGGGCACCAACAAGGCACCGGCAACUGGAACUACGUCAGGUGGAACUCCCGCCAACGGCAAAGGCAAGGGCCCAGCUAAAGGCAAUCAGCAAGGAAGCGAUGAUGGUAUCGAUCCCCGUGGAAGACCGGCUCAAGCUGACGGUGGAGCCCAGGCCAGGUCCAGAUCCCCGAAGGGACACACAGAAGAAUGGUUCGAAGUACGCGAGUGCGGCGGAUCUGGAAAUUGUUUUUACAAUGCGAUUGGGGCACAUUACGCAGCGUAUAGAGACAACUUCCAGUGGCCAGACGCGUGCAAACUUGCCAAGACGCGUGGGGCGACGCUUAAGGCGGAGAUCGCUGACUACAUCCGCGAGAAGCCGGACACCUUCAAAGCUUUUUGGCUUCCUCCCCCAGAGCCGGCAACCGAGACCGAGAAAGAGAACCUUGAGCAAAUGGAGGGCGGCACCCCGCCCCAAACCUGGGAUGAAUACUUGCAGGCACUUGAUCGCCCCGGCAGGUGGGCAGACGAUCUCGCUUUCCGAGCCACCACCAAGCGAAUGAACUGCCGCAUCAUCCUUGUCGUGGGGGACGUCCUUAAACCCUCGCAGGUGAUCGCUUAUGGCAAGCCCAUCCAGUUUAAGGACGACCGACAGCAGCAGGUGAUCCCGCUUCUCUACAAGGACAAGCAUUACCAGCUGAUCACGCCCAAGAGUGGGAAAAGUUUGCCUGAUGAAUGGUUGAACCUGCCGGCAGGAGGACACACUACGGUCGGCUACUUCGUCAGACAGGGCGCCUACGAGAUGGCUCCCGUCACGAUGUGGUUCACAGGCGGCGGGAAGUGCACGAACGGCAAAAAGAAGCCGAACGGCUUCAGAGAGCAAGGCCUGGCUUCCGCCGCUCCUCCCAACAUGGUGCUAGGCGGACCGCGACGCCACAAGCUGAAUGGCAAGCAAUCCAUUCCCGGAGCGAGCUCGUCUGGAAAGUCGUCUGCUGCCCUUGAACUCGGCGACCUACCAGAUGUGCCUGUGGAUUGUGCUUUGGCCGCCCUGCGCGCCGAGACGGCCAGUGAUCGCCUUUCGAUCCCUGCGGUCCUCGAUGAGAUUGUCAAGCUGGGCGGCAAGGUUGAGUCUUACCCAUGGCUCAACAAGUCAGUCGCCAAGGCGAGUCAUCAGAGAAGCAUGCGCUCUGCUUUGAAGCUCCUCAAGGAGGUCACCGAGAUCCAGCGCCACACGGGGCAUGAUUUCGCGCAGAUCCCGCGCAAGGUCUGUAUCAAAGAGCCGCGCGUACGUGGCUCUUGGGGAUGCAGAAAGUGCUGUGAGAUCCAUGCCCACCUCAGCACUCUACGCUUUGCGGCGGACAAUGGACACCUUGAGCCGUGCCGGGGACACGCAGACCGUCCUCAGCACCUGCGCAGUAAAGGUUUCAGAAAGGCUUGGGAGGUAAAGAUCAACCGGUCAGCCAUCAGCUCCGUCCUGAGCCUCACGAGGGAGGAGAAGGCCCUUCUGAGAACGCACGGCAACAAGCUCCAACAAAAGCUCGGGGCCCCUCGGCCGCGCACAGCUGUGAGGAAGCUGUUCCUUGCUGCCUCCAAGGACGUCCAGCAGAAACGAAGGGACAGAGCGGCGAGCUCCUCUCCGACGUCGCCUCCCUGCGUGCCGAGACCUGUUGCUGGGCAUACCAAGCAUCCGUACUGCACCGACAUCCCCAUGACCUUCGACGAGGAGACGGAGACAUGGACUUGGAAGUGCAGCCGCUGUGAGGUGGAGUUCCAUGGCAAGGAGGCACACAAACUCCAAGAUGAAGGACGGCGCCACGUCGCGAAGCAUCAUGCCCAGGUUGUCGUGAGCAGCCCGGUUUUCAAGCACAGGGGCAAGCUUUGCUGGCCAUGCACCGUCUGCAAAAGCAAGGUCACCGCAGACACCAAGGCAAGACUGAAGGACCGACGGCGAUGGCACAUCGAAAGCUAUCACCCCGACUGCGACGUGAGCCAGUUCCUCACCCUCGGAGGUAAGCCCGGAGGCUCCCAGAGGCCAGGGCCCAAGCGGGUCAAGGCUUUGCUAGACGCUGCGAAGGAGCGUCUCGUUGAGGAGAACAUCGAGCCGCACCCAGGACCAUCAAUACGUGGCGACGCAUCGAGACCAAGGCCCAAGCGAGUCAAGGCUUUGCUAGAUGCUGCGAAGGAGCGCCUUGUUGAGGAGAACAUUGAGCCGAACCCGGGACCAUCAGUACGUGGCGGCGC
Symbiodinium sp. CCMP2456 is the source of this 3902-nucleotide messenger RNA. The record is from the annotation of a GenBank genome assembly. Lineage: Eukaryota; Dinophyceae; Suessiales; Symbiodiniaceae.